Messenger RNA from Mizuhopecten yessoensis (Yesso scallop), 7316 nucleotides. RefSeq names its product procollagen-lysine,2-oxoglutarate 5-dioxygenase 1-like. Lineage: Eukaryota; Metazoa; Mollusca; Bivalvia; Pectinida; Pectinidae. The coding region runs from base 186 to 2417 and encodes 743 amino acids. Gene Ontology annotation, biological process: peptidyl-lysine hydroxylation. The record is from RefSeq and is a predicted model, not a curated record. Gene Ontology annotation, molecular function: L-ascorbic acid binding; iron ion binding; procollagen-lysine 5-dioxygenase activity. Gene Ontology annotation, cellular component: endoplasmic reticulum. The transcript is spliced from 21 exons.
CGAAGUCAAACAUGUGGAGGUCAUAGGUCAAGCUUGAGUAUCAGAUUUCUGCUAGGAACUGAACGUGUGAUGUGGCACCGCUCGUGCAAGUUGCUGCCAUAACCGGGAAAGGUCUUGCGGGGUAUUUAAAGUUGUGUUUUGGACAAAAUUAACAUUUCAAUUCAUUGGAAAUCUCAAAUACCACAAUGAACCGUGGGAAUGGACAGACUGUCUUCACAUUAUCAAUGUUCGGCUUGGUUUUGUUUUGGUUUGGGGCCACAGUGGUUUCCUGCACAGACCUUCAGUUACAAGUGAUCACAGUAGCGACAAAGACAAACGAUGGUCUCAGGAGAUACAUGCAGUCUGCACAGAAGUAUGGAUACGAUGUCAAGGUCCUGGGAUUCGGUCAAGAGUGGGAAGGUGGAAAUAUGGAGCUAGGAGUUGGUGGAGGUCAAAAGAUUAACAUGAUGAAGGAAGGACUGCAGGAGUUCGCGGGUCGCGAUGACCUUCUGCUCAUGUUUACAGAUAGUUAUGACGUCGUGUUUACCAACACUGCAGAGGAGUUACUGAAAAAGUUCAAGAAAUUUGAUGCCCGAGUCCUGUUUUCGGCGGAGGGAUACUGCUGGCCAAAUCAAGAGUUAGCCGAUCUUUACCCAGAAGUCAAGCAACAGGAAAGUCGAUUCCUCUGUUCCGGAGGAUUCAUUGGGUACGCCAAAGACAUCGUCGAAAUCAUCAACCACAAGGCGAUACGUAACAAGGAGGAUGACCAGCUGUAUUACACGGAAAUCUUCCUGGACAAAACCCUGCGGGAAAAAUGGAGCAUCAAAUUGGACACUAAAUCAGAAAUAUUUCAAAAUCUUCACGGCGUUUUAGGUGGGAAAGGCAUGCAAAAGAAAGGGGAUGUUGACCUGAAGUUUGUGGGCUCUAGGAGUUACCUGUACAACAGUAAGACUGGCACCACCCCUAUUGUUAUACAUGGGAACGGCCCAAUCAAGCCGGAGUUUAACCGGAUCGCUAACUACCUUGGUGAUGGGUGGACCCAGAGUAUGGGGUGUCAGUCGUGUGGUCGAGAUUAUAUCAGUCUGAGAGAUGUCAAGGAUGAAGAUUUCCCUACCGUGCUGGUAGCCGUGAUGAUAGAACAGCCCACACCGUUCCUUAAUGAAUUUCUGGGACAUAUUCGAGACCAGAUCUACCCUAAACAAAAGAUUGACCUUUUUGUUCACAAUAAGGUGAAGUACCAUGAUGAGGCUGUUUCAAACUUCCUGGAGACAGUAAAAGAUGAGUACCAUUCCAUCAACCACCUGCGGGCAGACGACCAUGUGACAGAGGUGCAGGCUCGAAACUGGGCACUAGAGGAAUGUGCGAAGAGAAAGUGUCAAUACUUCUUCAACGUGGACUCCACUUCCCAGCUCCGACACCAAGGGGGACUACACAUCCUCAUCGAAACCAACAGGACGGUGCUGGCACCCGUGCUGACGCGGCCAUACCAGCUCUGGUCCAACUGGUGGGGCGCCCUCAACAAAAACGGAUUCUACGCUCGUUCUGAUGAUUAUAUGGACAUUGUACAGAAUCAUAGAAUGGGUUUAUGGAAUGUACCUUUUAUCACUGGGACCUAUCUUAUCCAUGGAUCACUCGUCCCAUCCUUGCUCGGGGCCUACACCAGCAGUGACCUUGACCCAGACAUGGCUUUCUGCAAGGUCAUCCGUGAGAUGGGAACCUUUAUGUUUGUAUCAAACAUGUUUAUGUAUGGACACCAGACGGACCCUGACAAUUUUGAGACCACACACAAGAACAACGACCUCUUUGAACUUUUCAACAACCCCUGGGACUGGGAACUGAAGUACAUCCAUCAGAACUACUCCAUAAGUCUUGACCCUAACUACACGCUUCCCAUGCCGUGCCCUGAUGUGUUCUGGUUCCCAAUUGUCACCGACGCCUUUUGUGAUGAACUUAUCUCGGAGAUGGAGAAUCAUGGUCAGUGGUCUGGUGGCCGCAACAGUCACAAGGAUGAGAGGCUGGCUACUGGUUAUGAGAAUGUACCGACGGUCGACAUCCAUAUGAAUCAGAUUGGAUUUGAGAGACAUUGGUUACACUUCCUCAAGAUCUACAUAUCAAAGUUACAACAACGUGCCUACGAGGGUUAUUUCCACGAUCCUCCACAUGCCAUCAUGAACUUUGUGGUACGUUACCGUCCAGACGAGCAGCCGUUCCUGAAACCUCACCACGAUUCAUCCACCUUCACAAUUAACAUAGCUCUCAACACACCAGAUGUAGACUUCGAGGGAGGAGGCUGCAGAUUUAUACGUUACAACUGCAGCGUCCAAUCAACAAAGAAAGGCUGGAUGUUAAUGCACCCGGGGCGUCUGACUCAUUACCACGAAGGACUUCAUACGACUAAGGGCACACGUUACAUCAUGGUCUCUUUCGUAGACCCAUAAUAAACAAUGUUACAUUUUGGUCACAUUCAUGAACCCAUAAACUAUGUUCAUGAACCAAUAAACAAUGCUAUAUUAUGGUCCUCAUUCAUGGACCAAUAAACAAUCCUGAAUCUUGGUCUCAUUUAUAGAUUUAUAAACUAUGCCAUUGUCCAGUAUUUGUUUAUCAUAAUUUUAAGAUUUAUAAUCAGAUGAAAAUUCAAGUUUCACUUUCCCUUACGUUUUUUUCUUGUAAACCAUAUAAAUUGUUAGCCAUGUACUAUAGAGGUUACUUAGUACAUGAAUAAGAUUGUCGGUGUGUUGACCAUGUCUAUACAGAAAUAUACUUGGUACAUAUAUCUUCUCUGCUAUAUAUAAGAUUACAUUGGACCAAUGCACUGUAGACAAAGAGUGUUCUUUAAAACAAAAUGUGUGAUAAAAUUCAAAGUUUGUUGCAAAAAUUAACAUAAUCAAAUGAUUUACAAGUCGAAAUUCUAGUGAAUUUCAAAAUGAAAAACUGAAUGGUUACUAUUGAUAUAUUUGUAUAUUUACCACAAUAUGUAUCCUACAAUAAGCCUGGAUAUACUGCCAUAGCCAUAUCAUCUGUGACUAAGGCCAUAUCAUCUGUGACUAAGGCCAUUACUACUGAACUAUGAUAAAUAAAGGUGGCCUUAUUACCAGGUAUGGGCUUAUUGAUAGAUCAAUUAAUAAAAUUAAUACUUUAUACUGUGAUCAAGCUAUGUUUACCUAAGUACAUGUAAUACCUUAUGUCUUUGAUAAUGACUCGUGUGGUAGAAAGAAAAUCUUUGUUUCCUUAGGUACAUGUGUAUUGUAUGUCUUGGUGUUUAGAAUCCCCAUACCACUACUAAAAACCCUAACUAUGCAUUUAAAACUUAUUUUUCUGGCAUUUCCUUGCAGGAUUUAAAUAGAAAAAUACUAGAAAAGGAUUAAAGAAAAAAAAUUAACAUUAUUUGUUUGAGUGUAAAUUAUUCAGCAUGGCUAGACCAGGAUUUGAACCCUAGGCCUCAAAUUGCUAUUCAAUCUCUCUUACUCUCUGAGCUACGUGGCUAUAGGAAGUGUCCCAGACCAACUAUGCUAGUUAUUCAAAAUGAAAUUAAGGGGAGUUUACUCUAUAUACAAAAAAAAAAAAUACUGUGCAGUGGGACAGGGAUCCUUAAGGGGUAAAAAAAAAAAAAAAAAAAAAUGUAUGGAAUUCAUGGCCAUCAUGUUUCAAUAAUUGCAUGAGAAAAAUGAUAAUUAAUGUUUGAUGUCUACUUUGUCAUAAUUUUUUGGAUUUGUUUAUGAUAUUUAAAUUUAUUUAAGAAUAAUGAUUUUUGUGAAAUCUCUUUCCUGUUGUUUGUUAAGUUGAUUGGAGAUAUCUAAAUGGUAUCAGAUAUAUAACUGUGUUAUGUAGUCUGAUAUAAAAUAAUCUGUAAUCUAGCUUCUUCAUAAUUAGAAGAUGAUAUGUGCUAAUAUAUCAUCUAAUAAUUAUGAAGUCACAACUACCUCCAGUAUUUCUUAUACUGAAAUAAAAUAAUGGGUUUCACAGUUAGCUAGAUGUUUUGAAACUUACCACAUCUUUACAAAAAGAUCUUUACUGGGAAAUUAUUGUGCAGUGUAAUUUUUGCCUUUUUGCCCUCCGUAAUGAGGUUGAGUUUAUCAUUACAGGAAAAGUUUGUAAACAACAUAAUAUACAUAGUAAUUAAAUGUGAAGGGCAAGUUUAAUAUUAGGUAACAGAUUUUAACGUUGAAGGGCAAAAAUUUGACUUGGCAAAAUUUUCCAGUGUACAGUACUUUGUAUGAUAGAUUUCUCACCUUUUAAUUCUAUUGAUCUUAUAUAUCUGCCGUCCAUAACUAUCUACCUGUUGUAUUGCAAUGAAAAUCAAAUCAUAUUUCCUAAUCUGCCCACCGUAUUGUUUCUAAAGGUGACCCUUUAGCUGUCAUGAUUGACCUUGCUUUAAUGUAGGUGACCUUGCAUUUUGUGUAGGUGACCUUGCUGCUAGGUGACCUUGCUUUCUGUGUAGGUGACCUUGUUACUGUAAAUGUAUAAUUGUUUGUUUCGUACAUGAAUUUGCAUGCAAUGCUUCACAUACAAAUAAUUAUCUUAUGCAAUUUAAGCAAUCAAUACAAUUUUUACAGGGUGACCUUUUUAAUAAGCUUGCUCUCUUUGUGUGGAUGGACAACUUUGAAGACAAUUUACAGUCACACGCUGAAAGUAUUUUCCCACACUUUUUGGUUCAUACAUUUCUACAUUAGUUUACCAGAUAAGCCACUGAAACAAAAUUUUACCUCCUUUUGCAAUGUUGCCUUAUUUUUCUGUUUAAUGGAUCGCAAAUUACCAUAAUCUCAGAAAUACAAUUUUUCCCGGUAAGAUGAAAAAGAAGAUGCUGCAAAAGCCUUCUUUUUUUGUUUUAAAUAACUCUUGAAACUAAUUACAGACUUUCACAAAAACGAUAAUUUUGUGAGAUGAAGGUAUAGAAAACUCAGUUGUAAAUUUUUCGUUUUAGUGUCACCGUCAAUUACUUUUAAAAAAAUAGUAAAAAAAAAUGAGAAAAAUACAUAAUUGCUUACCAAGGUUAGGAAAUACUUUUAGACCAUGACUGUAUGUUUUGGUGAAGUUUGAGUCCUGAACUGAUGUGUCAACUGGAUUGUGCACACCUUAACUGUAUUAGGAGUAGCUUUCUAUAGAAUUAUUUAAAACAUUUUUUUUUUUCAUUUUCAUCAAUAAUUGUAUCUGAUUUGUGUAUGAUUUUCAUAGCAUGCAUUAUCAAUAGUCAAUCUUUUUUUUUUAAGUAUCACAAGAUAUUAUUAAGGAAGUAUGUAAAUUUAAAUGCAUCACCUGAAUGUUGAUCUGCACUUCACUAAAUAUGCAUUCAGUUGAAAAUUAAUGUUAAGAUGUGCAAUAGCAAUCAAAAUAAUAAUAAUAAUAAUUUAAAUCCAAAGAUUUGACAAUCUGUACAUCAGGUACCUAUAUUAAACAGCAUGGAACGGUUGAUUUUCAAAAGCAGGGAAGACCGGUCAUCUCAUCGGUUUCUUGGUAAUUUAUCAUAGAUUACCUAGGGAAUCGCUUCAUCUAAUAUCUUUCUAUAGUUUUUAUAUGAAAUAUUUGUAGAACACCUGCAUUCUUGAGUUGUAUAUAACUAUGCACAUUAUAUAAUUAUGUCACAGCUUAUCACCAAUAUAUAUUCGUUCGUUUUUCACUUUAACUUGAUAACAAUGAUAUAAUGCUGUUAUGUGUGUUUACGCAGAAUUGUACAAAAUUUUGACUGCUGAUAUUAUAACUUACUGCCUUUUGAAAGAUUUCAACUCAAUAAUUAUUGUUUCGAUUGUAUGACGUACCCCGUACUUAAGUUUGUCAAGACUUUGAAGACUGGACUUCUUGCAAAACUUGUUCUUGUUAUAUAAGACUUUAAAGAGUUACGCAUAAUGAGAUGUAAAGUCAUGUUUGGAUUUUACCUGUGAUGAUUAAGUGAUAUUCUACAGGUGGAAGGCUUCUUAACCAUGGAAAAAUAAUUCUUGAUUAUUUCUAUCUUUCAUUAAUUGCAUAAAACUUAAAAAUGCCACGAAACCUGUAUUCUCGACACCCUGGUAUUUCAGAAUAUUUAUUGUAUUCCUAGAUUGUUUAUUCGUUAUUUUAUAUGCAUCUUAUGUUACUAUUUCAUAUUUUUGUGGAAAAUUUCUUGCCAAAAUUAAAUUGCCAGUACAAUUUGUUCAUACCUGUAUAAAUUCUCCAUUGAGAGGAGGCUAUUUCAGUAUUUAUAGAAGUUAUGUAUAGAAUUAAUAUUUGUGAAUUAAUACAAAAAUUAAACUUGAUUUGAAAUUCAAAAUAAACUGAUUGAUGUAGGCGAUUCAAUUAAGCAUUUUUUUAAUAGCUUCUCUCAUCAAGUAUUGGUUGUUGGAUAAAAUGGUAGAAGUUGAAUUUUAUCUGAAGAAGAAAUUGCAAUGUAUCUAUAUAUGAUUAUAAGGUUGGUGCGAUAUUUUUAAUUUUUGAUGAAUUCUGUCCAUUACCCAAGAGUAGGAAACUUUAUAUAGAAGAACGUCGGUGAGAUUUUCCCUGGUGGUGAAUCUUGUUCUUAAACAGUAAUCAUUUAUAGAUUUAGUAUACAUGCUUGAAACCAGUUUAGCUCAAGAUCAGUAUAUUUAAAUAAACAGUACAUGUAGUGAAUAUACAGCAUUUAUGCAGCUUUUUACUGCCUUUAUAAUAAUUGUAUUAUUCUGUCAUUUGAAAUAUAAAUGUCAUUGCUGAUUGAAUGAUGUAUUUGUUCAAAAAUAUUUUCGCAUCUGCUGCUUUUUGUCAUCAUUUUGAUUUUUUUUGUGAGAGAGAGUUCUUGUGAGAUAAAUUAUUAGAUAUUAAGACCAAAAUUCUAAUUUUUUUUUAAGAAAGUAUUGAGGGAUUGGUGGACAGUUCUUGAAUAGAUCAAUGAACAGUUAUCUGGUGAAGACUUAAAGAUAUUUAUCAAAUUUUUAAGUCAGUAAUUAAUCUCUUGCAAAGUCUUUCAAUUUUGUGCUGUUCAAGUUUCUAUCAAAUUUUUAAGUCUGUAAUUAAUCUCUAGCUAAGUCUUUCAAUUUUGUGCUGUUCAAGUUUCUACCUUUCAACUGAGUUGCAAGUAAAUAUCCUUUUCCUGUCGAGGCAAUAAAAUCCAGAAUUUUUUUUAUCGUUGCAAAAUCAAUAUGAGAAUCUGGAGGAAAAAUUCAGUAUCUUGCAUUGUCACAAGGUUUGGAAGGUGCCAGUUGUUCUGGGACCAAUUGACAAAUUAUUUAACCAUUCUAGUCACAACAUUGUUAAUUGUUCACUGAAUCUCAAUCUAACCCCAAUUGUUCAUUGAUCUUCGAGAAUGUUCACAGAGAUUGGUGCCAUGUUCACUGAUGUUACAAGCUUAACUUUUGUCGUAUUUUUGCAAAAUAAAGUUAUUUCAUUAAAAA